This is a messenger RNA of Neodiprion fabricii, 4513 nucleotides long. Its product is annotated as kinesin-like protein KIF23. Gene Ontology annotation, biological process: microtubule-based movement. The transcript has 16 exons. Gene Ontology annotation, molecular function: ATP hydrolysis activity; microtubule motor activity; ATP binding. Gene Ontology annotation, cellular component: nucleus; microtubule; kinesin complex. The record is from RefSeq and is a predicted model, not a curated record. NCBI's taxonomy places the organism in Eukaryota, Metazoa, Arthropoda, Insecta, Hymenoptera, Diprionidae. The coding region runs from base 354 to 2933 and encodes 859 amino acids.
CGAUGACUGUGAUCUUUCAGGCGUGCUCCAUGGAAUGGAGAAUUAUCUGUAUCUGUGUUCACAUAUGCAGCGUACUCGUCUUGUUACAGCGCUACCUGAACCGGCCAAACCACUCCAACCAUACUCCAACUGUUACGAAACAUAACCCAUGGCUGAGAGUCAUAGCGGUGAUUGGAGGACAGGUUAAUGCACGUGAUAUACGCGUAGAUUGUUUGAAGUUUGAAUGGCGGUUUGCGUAACGAGUUUUUAGGCGUGCGUACCUGGAGUGCAUCGAAAGUUUAAUAACCGUUGUUUUCUGACUAUUAUAAGUGGAUAUAAUUGAACCGAGAGUGAUAUUUGAGGCGGAUACCACUAUGAAGUCCUUUCGCCCUAAGCCUCCAACCUCCGCAAGGAAACCUACAACUAGGCCAAGAGCUUACAACUUGACAAGUCGAGACCCGGUUCAGGUGUAUUGUCGAAUAAGGCCGAUGCAAUAUGAGUCGGACACGUCUUGCAUGAAGGUGAUAUCUCCCACAACUAUAGUGAUAACAUCACCAGAGUCAGCUGCCAACUUCAGGAACGGAAAUUACAAGGAAAUUCAAACUACGUUCAAUCAAGUAUUCGUCCCAGAUGUUGGGCAGCGAGAAGUAUUUAAUACAGUGGCUCUUCCACUUAUUGAAAAUCUUGUAAAAGGCAAAAACAGCCUAUUAUUCACCUAUGGAGUCACUGGCAGUGGAAAGACUUACACAAUGACUGGGGAACCCCAGAACGGAGGAAUAAUGCCACGCUCUCUGGAUGUCAUAUUCAAUAGCAUCGCCAACUUUCAGGCCAAGAAGUUUGUCUUCAAACCCGAUAAGCUCAAUGGCUUUGAUGUACAGAGCGAAACAGACGCUAUGCUCGAUCGGCAGAACGAGCUACAUGCUGGCUUUAUGACUCCUCGUCCUGGAAAAUUGAGUCGCAAUCGAAAAGGCGACAGCGAUAGUGACAGUAAUCCAAUGAUUAUAAGGGAAGCGGAUGAAUCACAAGUUUUGCCAGUUGAACAUGAUAAUGUUUAUGCAGUUUUUGUCACUUAUGUUGAAAUAUAUAACAACAGUGUUUAUGAUCUGCUCGAUGACGAGGAUGUUAGGGUCAAAUCUCUGCAGAGUAAAAUCGUACGAGAAGAUGGAAACAAAAAUAUGUACGUUCAUGCAGUUACUGAGGUUGAAGUAAAAAGUGCUGAAGAAGCAUUUGAGGUAUUUCAACGUGGUCAACGCCGACGCCGGGUUGCUCACACAGCUCUAAACGCAGAAUCUAGUAGAUCACACAGUGUCUUCACAAUUAGACUAGUACAGGCACCGCUAGACUGUCAAGGUGAACAAGUAAUACAAGAUAAAAGAGUGAUCUGUAUUAGUCAACUUUCCCUGGUUGAUCUUGCCGGAAGUGAGCGAACAAACCGAACUAAAAAUACAGGUCAAAGACUGAGAGAAGCAGGAAACAUAAAUAAUUCGCUGAUGACACUUCGUUCAUGCCUGGAAAUAUUGAGAGAAAAUCAAACUCAAGGAACAAAUAAAAUGGUUCCUUACAGAGAUUCUAAGCUCACACACCUAUUCAAAAAUUAUUUCGAUGGUGAAGGACAAGUCCGAAUGAUAGUCUGUGUCAAUCCCAGAGCAGAUGACUACGAUGAGACAAUCCAAGUAAUGAAGUUUGCGGAAAUGACCCAAGAGGUACAAGUCACCCGACCGACAGCCACGAAAUUGGACCUUGGUUUUACACCUGGGCGGAGACAAGCCAACAAGAUAUUCAAAGAAGCUAAAAGUAGAUUGGAGAAAGAGAGGCGACUUGAUACUGGAGAUCUGGACGUGGAUCUAGGACUAGUAUACAGCUUGGGAGGUCCGUUCCCAGAAUUGGAAAUAAAUAGUCCACUCAACGAUCAGAUAAUCACUACUCUCAUGCAAUUCUUGGAGCAGCGCAUCAACAAAAGAAAUAUCUUACGAUCAGAUCUGGAACAAAAACAAACGGACUUCAGAAAAAUGCUACUAACACUGGAGCAGGAAAAUAUGACUCUAAAAGUUGAAAAUGCAUCUGCAAAAGCAUUUAAUAACCAGGAGAAAAAGAAGGUUUCAGCUUUAGAAGGUCAUAUUUGUAAAACAGAGGCACAGAUAGAUAGCUUACUCCGUAAAUUGAACAGUGCCAAUGAUACAAUAAGAACGUUGCAACAAGAGCUAAAAGAUAGAGACAUGGUGCUAAAUCAACGAGUAAUAGAUAAGCAAAGAGUAAAGCAAAAAUACAACAGCAAAAUUCAGGCAGAAACUGAGAAAAUGUCUCGAGAAUUGGAUAUAAAACUGCGACAACAGCGGCAACAUUUACAGAACCAAAUGAAAGAAAAAGAAGACAAACUGCGCCUUGUAAAGCAAAUUUUGGUAGAUGAAACAAGUGGCACUUCACUGGGAAUUCCUGUUAAAGAUACUGUAGCUGUACCCCAGACUCCUAGUGACACUGGUGCAGCUGCAACGCCAAGAUCUGGAAAUACUCAUGUAUCUCGAAAGGAUAAAGUGCCAGUGGCAAAUCUCAGACACAGACGAUCACAGAGCGCCGACAGAUGGGUUGACCACAGACCCGGAGCUUUAGUUCCUGUUGGCACUGUUCUUCAACCUUUGAUGAAUCGUCGUCGCAGCAUUACUCGGCUCACUGAUCCAAAAGCUAUCACUGAAGGAGCAUCCCGAUAUUGUCUAGUAGCCCAAGAACACGAUACCGAUGGAGAGCUGGAAACUAAACUGUACAAGGGUGACAUUGUUCCAACGAGUGGUGGUGGCGCUCAAGUAGUAUUCAACGACGUUGAAUGUUUGAAGCAGAUGUCUCCUACAGCGAGGAGAAAGCGUAGCGGAGCUCCAAAUUCCCAAAUUAACGGACACACAGAUUCUUCUGAACAUUGUUCUACAGCCGUAGAAGCUCACACAAAAAGGCCUCGAAUGUAGAAUGUCGUUAUCUUGCCUCUCUCCUAUCAUCAAUCGAGUAACAUAUAUGAAGACUGUCCUGUUAAUUUAACUGAAAAAUUAUGAUAUUUCCGAAGUGACCUCGCAUAACAGACAUAUCGCACUCCCAGACAAUGUAAUCGUUGACCUCUACUUAUUUUAAUUCUUUUCAUAAUCAUAACGUUGAAAUUUAAGUUAGUGGUUUUUUUUUCUUCACUUAGUUUGUUAUGUACUUCUUGAAUCGUUAUUUGCACACUUAUGUUACUGGUAUGAAUCAGUAGUCUGUAGGAGAAAAAAGAAAUAAUAUAGUUUUAAUUUGCUAUUAAAUUUCAUCAUAAUAGCACAAGAGAAAAAAACAUUAACACGGAAUUGAAUUUUAUUUUAGUUGUAUUCGCAUACUAAUUAUCGAGUUAGUAGGAUCAUUUCAUUUUCCAAUACGUUUAUAGUAAUUUUAUAGAGCUAUGAAGAAUUUAUGUUCAACAUAAUGAGAAUGAUACAUUUUGAUGAAAGUUUUGUCAGACAUGGCAACAGAAGUGUGUUCAUGAUAUAUUCCACUGAUGUAGUAUUACAUACAAUAAAUGCAACUUCAAACAUUUUUUUGUAGAACGUUCCACUUCUUUAGUUUUAAUUAUGACUUGCACAUCAUACCAGAAUGUUACUGUAAAUUGAAUACUAGUCAUAAAGUUGAAGCAGUUUCAUAGAACCACUGCACGAAACAGAUAAAAUCGUUUCAGAUUAAGUUGAUAUAUUUAUGAGUUUUAUUCUCGGAUCUUUAGGAAUAUUAUGAUUUAUCGAUACAAGUAAACAUUUUCGGGGACUCAAAAUAAAUAAAUUAAUCUCUGAGUAUAUUAAAAGUCUUACUUAGUUUUCUUCAAUUUUUUUUCAGUCAUUCAACGCACUAAAUACGCCUUUGACAUUCUUAUUACCAAUGUACCGUCAAACUGUUUUGUAAGGUUCAACAUUAACCAGUGACGCUCUAAAACUGUUUUUCAUUGAAUCUACGCAUGAAUUGAAAAUGGUAAUUACAAUCCCUAUUCCGCUAGUUGCAUUGAUUGAGCAUUCUCUUUAAAAACCAGGGAAACAUAGUAACUAUAUUUAACAACACGUUUUACGAGGUAAUAAAUAAAUACUAAUUCUUGAUAAAAAAUUUCUGCCAUAAAUUCGACUAAUGAAGUGUACGGUGAAUCGCUUCCGUAUUUAUGAGAAAAGCUAGUUGUCACAUUCAAUCAAAAUAAUAAAAAAUGUUUUUUUCAUAAUAUACAUGGAUUUUUGAUGCAAGAUUCUUAUUGACAAGAAUUUGAAUAAAUAGCUUUUUCAUACACAUAUAAAUUGAUAAAACACAGUCUAAGUUUGAUUCAUUAUAUCCAGAAAAUAGAACACCUGUAAAGAAUAGUGGUGAAAAGCUUCAAGCCAUGAAUGACGUCAUAACAAUAAAACGUCAAUUCACGUCUUUUCUGCCUGUUCUCAAGUGAAAAUUUAUAAAUUCAUGUAUCAAGUAUGGAUUUUAUAAAAAGGCUGCACUUGGCUCUGUCUUUCCUUUUUCUUGCACCCGAUACAUUUCACAAAUGCAAAGAUAAUAUACA